Molecule: messenger RNA, 3024 nt
Organism: Pseudocercospora fijiensis CIRAD86
Lineage: Eukaryota; Fungi; Ascomycota; Dothideomycetes; Mycosphaerellales; Mycosphaerellaceae
Exons: 4
Coding region: 1-1578 (525 amino acids)
Biological process (GO): amino acid transmembrane transport
Cellular component (GO): membrane
Molecular function (GO): amino acid transmembrane transporter activity
Source: RefSeq, a predicted model, not a curated record
AUGAUAGUGCCAGAGAUUGUCCGUCGGCGCAAUGCCAUCUUGCAGGACGAUCGUGAUUUGAGCCGUGGACUUCAUCAACGACACAUCUCGCUCAUCGCCAUCGCAGGAGCCGUCGGCACGGGGCUCUUCCUGGGACUUGGCGCUUCGAUUCAGACCGGAGGACCUCUGGGAGCGUUGCUUGGCUAUCUUACCGUCGGCCUGAUGGUCUGCGCCGUUCAGUUUGCGCUGGGAGAAGUCACGGCACUGCUGCCCGUCACGGGGUCCUUUGUACGACAUGCCGAAUUCCUCGUGGAUCCGGCGAUGGGCUUUGCCAUCGGCUGGAACAUCGUCUAUGGCAAUUGGCUAUCGAUCCCAGCGGAGAUCUCGGCGAUAUGCGUUUUGUUCCAGUACUGGACCGACGUCAAUUCGAGCGUCUGGAUCAUUCUCGUAAUCUGCUUGACCUUCAUUGUCGGCAUCUCGCUGAUUCGCGUGUAUGGCGAGGUCGAGUUCUGGUUUGCCUUGCUCAAAAUCGCCUUCAUCAUAUUUCUAAUCAUCCUCGGACUUGUCAUCUCCCUUGGCGGUGUCCCCGGCGUUGAGCGUCGAGGUUUCCACUACUGGAAAACUCCAGGACCGUUCGUUGAAUACAUCGGAAGUGGUGCCUGGGGCAACUUUCUUGGAUAUUGGGCUUGCAUGGGUUCAGCCGUGUUCUCCUUUGCAGGCACGGAAUCUGUUGCUAUGGCCGCUGCUGAGACGCGAAACCCCAGACAAGCUAUCCCAAGAGCUUGCAAGCGUGUCUUCUUCCGAGUCGCUAUCUUCUACCUCCUAGCAGUCCUGGUCGUUGGCAUGCUCGUGGCCAGCGAUGACCCUCGGCUUGACGAUCAAUCAGGCACGGCAGCUCAAUCACCAUUUGUCAUCGCUGCAUCCGCUGCCGGAAUCAAAGCGAUCCCAUCGGUCGUCAACGCCGUUGUGAUUACUUCCGCAUGGUCCUCCUCAAACCAGGCGCUGCUCGCUGGAACUCGUGUACUCUAUGCGCUUGCGUUGAAGAAGCAAGCGCCCAAGGUUUUAUUACGCACAACUUCAUGGGGAGUCCCGUACGUCUGUGUCAUGGUUCAGACAGCUUUCAUGUUCCUCGCAUUCAUGAGCCUGAGCUCUGGAGCACUAACUGUGUUCUACUGGUUUGUUAACCUCACGGCUUGCGGUGUCCUCAUCAGCUGGAUCUCCAUUCUCAUCAACCACCAGCGUCUGAUGCUUGCGAUGAAGAAGCAGGCAAUACCAUACUCGGCCCUGCCAUGGCACAAUACAUGGACCAGAUUUUCUACGCCAGUUGCACUGGUUCUUUCUGUGGUGAUUCUGUUCACAUCUGGCUUCUCCAACUUCACGAGAGGGAACUGGUCAUCCUCGGGAUUUGUGUCCAGCUACCUCGACAUACCUCUGGUACUCACAGCGUUUGUGCUCUGGAAGUUCUUCAAGAAAACCAGAUUCGUCAAUCUUGCUGAUAUUCCGCUGAAUGAAGCUUUAGACGAGAUAGAGAGAAAGCCGGAGGAGCCAGAGCCGAGACCAAAAGGAUGGCUGAGAUGGGUGUCGUUUCUAUGGGAUUGAGCUGAUAUACAUCGACAGUUACACGAAUGCAUCCAAACCCGCAACCGCAAUUCACUCCAGUCCAGCUGAAGUCGAUCUUGACAUUCCCAAUCUUUCUGCGACCUGCAAUCGAUCUAUACUUCCGCCAAAUAGCUUGCUAUUCUGCUUCCUGGUAUACGCCAUGACUGACGCUGGUGCAUUGCCGUGAGGACUAUUAGGAUCAUCCGGAUCGUCGACCUCCCAGAAUGGCUUCUCCUCGAUUACCUGCUCGCGCGGUUCGAUCGGUGGCUCGCUCCCAUCAUUGGCUUUUCGUGCCAUGUCCUCGCGGAAUUCCUGCUCCGCUAGGUAGAUCAAUUCUCCGACGCUCGCUUCUGACGAGAGCUUGACGGCUUCUACAACCUCAUUCGCCACAUCUCUACCAAAGUCUUCUCCAUACCAGUACUGUUCUCCCAGCGGGUUCAGAAAGACGCCCCACCACAUGACCGCAAGCAAAGAGAUCUGGUCACCUUCUUUGAUGGCUUGGAUGAAAUCAUCACCGGCAAGCGACAGCCAAGCGAGUACAAAUCCUCGGUGCUUGAGCUCGCCACAGGUGGAAAAAUGGUAUUCCAACCACCAGAUGGCGUUCUUGCACGACAGGUAUCGUCUAUCCUCGGGCAAGGGCUCUAUCGGUCCAGGACUGGAAUACCCUUCGUCCGACAUUGGUGCCCUCGCCUCAUUCAUCUCGGUGAGAAGCUGUAUAGCUCUUGCUGCUCUUGGACUGUACCCUUGCUUGGGAAGCCGGAGCAUAUCUGGAAUCUUCCCAAAUAGUUUAUGCUCUUUGAUGCACUCUGGGCGCUUGAGCAUGACGACGGUGAUUCCUCUGACCAGCUCGAAAUGGAUGAUCGUAUUUUGUAUCAUUCCCUCUUUCAGCAACGGCUGCGUGGACGAUGCAAGGGCCAGCACCAUUAGUAUGAUCGAGCAAUACAACAACGCAUCAUGAGCCUCUACGUCAUCCAUCAUGCUUCCUUCUAGGUCGCUACGAAACUUUUUGAAAGCGAGAGUCUGGUAGUCCAGAGCGGCGCUCAGAUGCUGUGGCGCUUCGUUCGGCCUGUCGUAUGCUAAAUGGAAAGACGUCAAAGCGAACAUACUGUUCAGAAGGAAGUCAUACUUCAUCGCAAUCUCCGGCAUAACAUUCCUCCAGAUCUCUCGAUCGUCGGCGAUCUCGGAGACCAUGGUUUCGCAAGUGACCGUCGACCAGCGAUGCAUGAGUCGAAGUUCCGGGAUAUGUCUGGCAGUCGACAUUGAGGAUAUCGAGCUGCUGAGGGCCGAGAUGUCCGAACCAAUUGCAGAAGACUUGGCAUGGUUGGAUGGCGGAGACGCAGUGUGGUGCGAGACAGUGGCCGGCGGAAAGCUGCAGUCUGUGUCCCUGAUCUUGCAGUUUGUGCAUGGUGGUCCGCUCUCGUCACCUAUGCAAAUCAUUGUUCCCUG